This is a messenger RNA of Arctia plantaginis, 363 nucleotides long. Lineage: Eukaryota; Metazoa; Arthropoda; Insecta; Lepidoptera; Erebidae. The record is from the annotation of a GenBank genome assembly.
AUGUUGGUUUUGUCCCUUAUAAACUUCAAGUUGAAUUCAAGUCAAAUGAGAAAUAAUUUAUUUAAGAUCAUCAAUCAAAAGUUUAAGACCGUGUGCUUUAAGACAUACAACAUGCAGAACGACGCUGGUGAAUUCGUUGACUUGUACUGCCCGAGGAAAUGCUCGGCAUCAAACCGUCUGAUCCACGCCAAGGACCAUGCUUCCGUGCAGUUGGUGAUUGCCGACGUGGACCCUGCCUCGGGCCGCGCCACCGAGUCUGCCAAGAUGUAUGUGGUGUGCGGAGCCAUCAGGCGCAUGGGAGAGUCAGAUGACUGCAUAGUCAGGCUCACAAAGAAGGAUGGCAUAUUGACUAAGAACUACUGA